GUCCCCUGUCCAAUGUCUCCACAAUUCAACAACCUCCCCAACUCCAAAUCUAACAUCGUAAGUUUAAGCACUUUUCUAACAAGCACCCUUUUAAAAACUUAGUUUUUCAUACCAUUUUUCUGCUGUCACGUACUUCAUUGAAAAUUUCUGACUCCGUCCUUGUUUGCUUGUUCAACUAUGCCAUGGAGUUUCAUGGCGAAAGAAAUCUAUGGAGCUUCAUGGACGAAGAGCGAAAGAGCAUCAAGUUACCUCGGAGACUUUCUUUUGGUGAUGGUGACCAGCAACAAAGUUCAUCAGAACCCGAAAACAUUCGUUCGGCUUCUGCAGCAAGACCGGACAUAGCUGCGUCCGAACCAACAAUACCUCCGAGGCCUAUGAGCCCUGGGACACCGUGGACACUCUCCCCGGUGCGCACCUCUCCCUCCCAAUCCCUUCUUUACCACUGCAUUGCCUCCCUUCACCGCCAUGAAGGCAACAUUUUCUCGAUCACAUUGUCAAGAGAUUUUAUAUUCACUAGCUCGGAGAGUAGCCGGAUUCAUGUUUGGAAGCAACCAGAUUGCACUGAAAUCGGUUGCAUAAAGGCUACUUCAGGUCAAAUUCGAGCUAUCUUGGCCUCCGGGAAAAUCUUAUUCACCGCACACGGCGACUGCAAAAUUCGCAUAUGGAAUGCGUCGAAUGCGGAGAAUUUUCGACCGAAGAAGAUCACAACGCUUCCUCAAAGAGGCCGGUUUUCGCUGUUUUCAAAAAAGAGCAGCCAGCAGCACAACGAUCGCAUCUCUUGCCUAGCUUACAACAAGGAAGACAAGCUCUUGUACACAGGCUCAUGGGACAAAACAGUCAAGGCAUGGAAGAUCAACGAAAGGCGCUGCGUGGAUUCGUUUGUAGCUCACGAAGGCCACGUAAAUGGAAUCGCGAUCAACCAAGAAGACGGCUGCGUGUUCACUUGCUCCUCGGACGGCUCAGUCAAGAUUUGGAGAAGGGUGUUCGGUGAAAGUUCUCACAUCCUAACCAUGACUCUCAAGUUCCAACUUUCGCCGGUGAACGCCUUGGCGUUGAGCUUGUCAUCCACGACCACCCUCCUCUACUCCGGCUCGUCAGAUGGGCUAAUAAACUUUUGGGAAAAGGAGAAGAUGUCCGGGAGGUACAACCACGGAGGGUUUCUGCAAGGUCAUCAUUUUGCCGUCCUUUGCUUGGUAGCGUUAGGAGACCUAGUUUUCAGUGGCUCCGAGGACUCAACGAUUAGGGUUUGGAGAAGAGAGGAAGGGAACUGCUUCCACUCAUGUCUCUCCGUGAUAGAAGGGCAUCACGGACCGGUGAGAUGCUUGGCAGUGGCUUUGGAGACGGAGAAUUUGGUAAGGGUGAAAGGUUUGUUGGUUUACAGUGCAAGUUUGGAUCAAACUUUUAAGGUUUGGAGGGUUAAAGUUUUUCCUGCUGAGAAGGUAAACUUGGUGGAUGAAACUGCUGCUGCCAAAGACCCACAGAGAGAGAUUGUGGAGUGUGAGACAAGCCCUGUGUUGUCACCUUCAUGGGUGGAGAAAAAGCUUCAAGGCAACUAUUUUCAGUAGGAGCAAAUAAGCUAGGACAUGUAAGCUUUGAUCUUGCUUAAUUAGCAACCUCCAUUUUUUCCCAAAAAUUUAGAAAACUGUCUUUUGAAUGAUUUGGAACGGGAAAUGAUUUCUGCACUC
Pyrus x bretschneideri (Chinese white pear) is the source of this 1685-nucleotide messenger RNA. Its product is annotated as protein JINGUBANG-like. The transcript has a single exon. The record is from RefSeq and is a predicted model, not a curated record. Gene Ontology annotation, molecular function: protein binding. The coding region runs from base 183 to 1565 and encodes 460 amino acids. Lineage: Eukaryota; Viridiplantae; Streptophyta; Magnoliopsida; Rosales; Rosaceae.